This is a messenger RNA of Lates calcarifer (barramundi perch), 2657 nucleotides long. RefSeq names its product microtubule-associated protein 6b (gene map6b). The coding region runs from base 791 to 1762 and encodes 323 amino acids. The transcript is spliced from 3 exons. Gene Ontology annotation, cellular component: microtubule; Golgi-associated vesicle; cis-Golgi network. The record is from RefSeq and is a predicted model, not a curated record. Gene Ontology annotation, biological process: cytoskeleton-dependent intracellular transport; regulation of microtubule cytoskeleton organization; microtubule cytoskeleton organization. NCBI's taxonomy places the organism in Eukaryota, Metazoa, Chordata, Actinopteri, Centropomidae. Gene Ontology annotation, molecular function: calmodulin binding; microtubule binding.
CUUCAGUUGCAUGCUGACUUCACUUUUGGAUCUAUUUACCAUUUUAAAACGUGCAAACACAACUUUGAAAACCUAAGUGUAAAAAAAAUAUGAAUUCUCAUCUAAAUUUUGACUCUUGCAGUUUGAUGCGUGUACAAAUGAUACUUUAUUUUAUUUAAUUUUCAGCUGCGUUAUCGGCCAUUUCCUGCAAACGGAACAAUAGGGCCCCUGUACCAUCCUCUGUGUACAGAUUGAAUUGGCAUUUUCCCGACAUGGUAACGGAAGGGUUAACCGUGUCUCCUCCUCCUCCUCCUCCUCCUCCUCCCAUCUUCUCUGGCCAGACGGUGACGAGCUCAGGUGAUAGUUCACCGUGCAAACUCACAGUGCGGAGCAGAGCCCGGGCAUCUCGAAGCAUCACACAAAUGUGGGUGGGGUCGCUUUGAUGCGCAACCAGACAUCAGGCAAUGUGCGCUCCACAGCAAAGCCCAAAGUCCAUUUAAACUUCAGUAAGAACAAAUAGCCUGCAGGAGGACAGGGAGAGAGAGAGGUGGGGAGGGAGGCGUGUGGGCUCUGUUUUCCUUUAGUCUCAAGCAAAGAUUUUGGGAGAUCUGCUCAGCAGAGAAUUACAUAAAGCUGUAAGGAGAGAAUAACCCUGACUGGACAAAAAAAGGGCCUGUGAGGGUACAGGGUGAGGGACUGAGCGCUUGCAAGUCUUCGAGUCGUGAGUAGGACGUUUGUUUGCGCGUUUAUCCCUGAUUUAGAGGUUUUCCUGUGCGUCUAUUUCUUUUCUCCCUUCCAGUCAUUUUUCACCAUGGCAUGGCCGUGCAUCACGCGUGCUUGCUGCAUCAACCGCUUCUGGACCGAGCUGGACAAAGCGGACAUCGCGGUGCCUUUGGUUUUCACCAAAUACUCGGAUGUGGCCGACGUGCAGCAUCUCCCCCAUCACCCGCAGCCGAGACAGAAGGCCGGUACCAUUGCCAUAGAAACCCAGCCCCAUCACGGCGAGCAGGAGGCUGGGAAGGCACCGCCCGCGACGGGUGCCGCAGCGGGCAAAGAUGGCUCUACUGCGUCCGUCAUGCGCCAAGACUUCAAGGCGUGGAGAGUGCGCCCCGAGCCCAGCUGCAAGCCCAGGAACGAGUACCAGCCCUCCCCGGCCCCGUUCAAUAACGAAACUCAGUAUCAGAAGGAUUACAAACCCUGGCCCAUACCGAAAAAACACGACCACCCGUGGAUCCCCAAACCCAGCCCCACCGCCGGCGGAGGAGGCAAGCUGGAGCACGCGGCGGCUGAGGCCGAGAGCGGCGUGGAGAAGAGCGAGAUCGAGGAGAAGAUACACGAGAAAGAGUCGAAGGAGACGGUGAAGAGAAUCGCCAAGAGGGAAAAGUCUGUGGAGAGAAAAACAGGUGAGAAGACGGAGGGACAGGUUCCCGCAGAUGUGAGCGCCGAGCAGAGGAAAGGCAGAGCCGCUGCAGACGCUGUCAACAGACAGAUCAAAGAGGUUAUGUCGACUUCCAGCAGCUACAGGACUGAGUUCAAGGCAUAUAAAGAUGUGAAGCCAGUGAAGCCCAUCAAAGCUCCAUCUCAGUAUAAACCCCCAGUGGAGGAGACCAGUCUGGAGACCAGCUACAGUGCCACGUACAAGGGGGAGCAGGUGAAGGCUCACCCCACUGACAACAAGCUGCUGGAGCGCAGGAGGAUACGCAGCCUGUACAGUGAGCCAGGCAAGGAGCCUGCCAAGGACUUCUCAGAGACUGAGAGCAGCUCUGUUCUAAAUCUGCUGUAGUCAGGUGUGUUGUCUAUUUCUUCUGGAAGGCAUGGAGGCUGACCUCAAAUUGAUCAGACGCAAACAUGCAUACUGUACACCCCCCCACACACACAGUAUGCACCUGGGCCAGUAUGAGCCUCAGUCACAUUUAUCAGUUGCUGGAUGCAGUCCUCCUGGAAUUAUACAGCCACAUCGUCACUGAUUGUUCACCUCUCAGCCUGCACCACCCACUACAUUUUGUUGAGCUCAGUGGUGUCAACAGUUGACCAAAGGGUUAUGCAAGAGGGUGGAUAGAUAAAUGAAAAAACAAGUAACAGAUACGAAAAAUAGGAUUUAGUGCAUCAGUGGGGGCCGACAAGACAGAAACUUAUUAGCAUUCAAUUAGUACACAUUUCAACAGAUCUGCACUGUUUAGGGCUCUAUUUUGGUGAUGGUGUGGUGCAAAUUACACUGGGCAAAGUGGAAUUUUGUUUUCUCCAUGUCUGCCCACAAUUGGCUCAUCUUGAAUUUGACUGCAUUCCAGUGGGUGGAGAGGCACAUUAGGGUGUGUACCAGUGGCAGUGGCAAGUGGUGCAGUGUAUUUUUGGUAUCAGCCAUUGGUAACACUUGUUUGCAGAUGAUAUUCUUUUGGGUUGUGAUGUCAGAUUUCAGUAGUUGCAGCUCAGUGCGAUGCAGUCAUCCAGAGCAGUUAGUAAAUGUGUUGAAUCUAAUCUGGACUUUUCUCUGAAUCAUGAGCAGCAUAGCACUGAGCGCACUGCUUUUAAGGUUUUUGUGGUUAUGACACAAUCCCCUGCCACACCCAGUGUUAACAUAAUUCCACCUUGACUGCCUGUGGCAACAAAAUUUACUAAAAUGAGGCCAUGCUUCUGCACCACCUACUUUGUAUCACCACUCUUAUAUUUGCAGAAAUAGA